Peronospora matthiolae is the source of this 726-nucleotide messenger RNA. The record is from the annotation of a GenBank genome assembly. NCBI's taxonomy places the organism in Eukaryota, Oomycota, Peronosporomycetes, Peronosporales, Peronosporaceae.
AUGGUACACCUUGUGGCUGUACCAGAGACAAUCACGGCAAGUGGCUGUGCUUGUGUCUUUAUUGACACCAUCUUCCGACUUCAUGGGUUGCCCCGUGAACUCGUAUCAGACAGAGAUCCACGAUUCACGGCUGAUUUCUGGCGUUCCGUGUUCAAAUCACUCGGAACGCGCUUGAAGAUGUCGACAUCUGAUCAUCCAGAGUCAGAUGGUCAGACGGAACGUGCCAAUCGUGUCCUUGAAGAGAUACUUCGAGGAUACGUACACUCCUUUAAGAGUUGGAGUGAGUUUUUGCCAAUGGUAGAGUUUGCCAUUAACAACUCGGUGCAUGCGUCCACGACACAUACACCGUUUUACGUGAAUGGCUUGCGCCAUCCGCGUGUACCCACCUUACUAGAGUGUAACCCUGGUUUAAGGGGGGGAGGGAUUCGCGCGAGCAAAAACCGAAUUGGUUCACGCUCAUCACGCUCUGACGAAGAGGUCAUUGCGUUUGAUGCCGAUAUCGAUAACAUCGAUAUUGAAGAAGAUGAUGCCAGUGAGAGUGCGGAAGCCCUCACUGAAGAAGAUUAUCCCAGUGAGAGUGCGGAAGCCCUCACUGAAGAAAAGGUUUAUGUUGCUGCAGUGCGCUCACAGCAAACUGAAGCUAACGAGUCAUCAGAUGAGUUCAUACUGGCUCGUGAAACGGUAGUCCGUUUUGUGCAAGACUCCAUCGCCGAAGCGGUGACUUAG